AUGCGUUACACAGUUCCUCUUAUCUUAAUGGCGGCCGUGGUUGUCCUUGCUUCGCCUGUCACAUCCACAUCCAUAGCUGUAUCGCGGAAAGCAGCACCUCCUCCACCACCGGGACCACCUGGACCUAAAGGAGGGCCUAUGAUGAUGAAGCCUGGAGGACCCGGUAUUGGUGGAAGUGUGGCGAACGUUGGACCAUGCCCAAUGGAUUGCUGGAACCAAGCUGCAGCAACUGCAGGCUGCGACCCCAACCGGCAGCGUGUAGCAUUGGAGAAAACCUCUCGGCAUUGA
Pyrenophora tritici-repentis Pt-1C-BFP is the source of this 288-nucleotide messenger RNA. The record is from RefSeq and is a predicted model, not a curated record. NCBI's taxonomy places the organism in Eukaryota, Fungi, Ascomycota, Dothideomycetes, Pleosporales, Pleosporaceae.